This is a messenger RNA of Paramecium pentaurelia, 1230 nucleotides long. The record is from the annotation of a GenBank genome assembly. Lineage: Eukaryota; Ciliophora; Oligohymenophorea; Peniculida; Parameciidae.
AUGCAAUAAUUGUAAAUCUAAUGAAUAUAUUUAGUGUUGAAAUGAAGGCUGUUACAUGGUAAAAGGAUUCCCAUGGACUUUUUGAUUAUGAAACUCAACUUCUUACAAUUGAAAAACAUGUCAUAUUAUAAGAGCGGAAGGUUUAUCGAUUAGGUAUAUUAUUCAUAUUUAUUAUAUUAUUAAAUAGGUUAAGAAGUUAGUAUUCAUUCUCCUGAAACUGAAUAAGAUGAGUCCCAAUAAUAUUUAACAGCAGUUCAAGAAUAAAACUAUAAGUUUUACAUCAACCCUGAUGGAUGUGUAGAAAAUGAAAACUUUUUAAUAGUUAGAAGUUUAAAAAAUAGUUAAGGAGGAUAAAAAGUAUUAUUUAGUUUUAAUGAUGAAAAAAGGGAUAUAAGAUGGAGCCAGGAGACAUAAUAAAAUUAGGAAGAAUGGAAUAUUUGAUAAUAGAAACAAAGAAUAAGGAUAAUUUAGUAAAUUAAGCAUCAAGUGAAAUGCUAAAAGUAUAUCUUGAAUAAAAUUCAGGAUUGGUUUGAAAUAACUGCUUCGUAUGUUACCAAUAAUUAAGCAAUUUGUCGAUUUUGUCUAAUGGACACUCAAACAAGAGAGGAUCCUUUUAUUUCUCCAUGUAAUUGUAAAGGAAGCUGCUAAUUUGUUCAUUUUAGUUGCAUGAGAUAAUGGAUUGAGAGUAGAUGCCAAAUAAAACAAUUAAAUAGUGCAUAAUCAUAUAGAUGGAAAUAGUAUUUAACAUAUAUAUUUGAGAUAACAAUGUGAAUUAUGUGAAUCCUUGUUACCUUUGAAAAUAAAGAUGGAUGAUAUAGAACUUUCGUUGGAUGUAAUAUAGCGUCCUUCGACACCAUAUUUGAUAAUGUAAUCAAGACACAAAAAGGAAAAGAAGUCAGGAAAAAAUGUGUAUGUAAUGUAAUUUUAAAAUGGUGAACCAAUCAAAAUAGUAAAUAUAAUAUAUAUAAAAUAGGGAAGAGGUCAUCAAUGUGAUAUAUAAAUAUCAGAUAUUUCAGUAUCUAGAUUACAUGCUUAUAUAAAAUAUGAAGAUGGUAAUUUCAUUAUUCUUGACAACAACAGUAAGUUUGGAACACUCGUAAAAUUAUUCCAACCUUAUAAAAUUGAUUAAGAGAAAGUGGCAAUAUAAGUAAUUUAAUUAUUUAUAUUAAGGUUGGACGCACAGUCUUGACUUUUGUACUAAAAUAGUAGUGUAUUAGUGAGAACCAUUGA